UCAAUAAAUCAAAAUCUGUGUUAUUGAACCAAAAUAAUUAAUUUAAACCCUGUAAAAUAGAAAAAAACAUGUGCCAAUGAAAUGGAUACAGAAGCAAUAACUUUAUCUGAUAAAAUGUGUAGAACUUGUUUAAAAGAACAAGCCGGAAAGAAUAUAUUUGACCUACAUAAACCUUCUUCAAGAGAUUAUGCCUCAAUUUUAAAAUCUUGUGUUAGUUUAGAGGUUAAUAAAGAAGAUGAUCUGCCAAAAAAUAUAUGUACAAAGUGUUUAAAAAUUCUCCUGGGAUUUCACAAAUUCAAAGUAACUGCAGUUGAAAGUGAAUAUAAGUUAAAAAGGGCUUUAGAGAAUAAAUUUAGGGAGGAAGCAAAUCAACCAACUGUUUUUACAAUACAGUCCAUACAAGAAGUUAAAAUAGUUGAUGGGGAAAUUGAACAGAUCGAAAAUGAUGUGAUGCCACCUCUCGCCCAAACCUUUGAAGUUGUAUCAGCAGUCCUUAUAAACAACAAUCCCAAAUCAGUACCUGAUCCCCAACAAGCACCAGACAAUGAACCUGAUGAGACUAUCAGUACUGAUGACCUUACUUUUGUAACAGAUUCAGAUUCAUCAGAUUCUGAUAGAGAAAAUUCCAAGUCUGAUGUAGAGGAUACUUUCACAAUAAAACCCGGUGUUAAGUGUCCUGAAUGCGGAAAGAUAUUAAGCUCUAAAAGAAAUCUAAAUCAACAUUUAGCAGUACAUACCAAAAAGAAACCAUAUAGUUGCAAUAUAUGUGAUAAAAAGUUUACUAGAGCAGAACAUGUACUGAUACAUAAGAGGAUACACACAGGAGAGCGUCCACACAAAUGUCUCAUCUGUAAGAAGACAUUUAUCCAGUAUGCUACAUUGAAAGCCCAUUUAGGAACCCACAGCAACGAAAAACCACACAUGUGCACUGUCUGUGGUAAAUCUUUUAAACAAGCAGCAUCCUUAUCAACACAUAGUAGAAUACAUACUGGAGAAAUUCCGUAUGUGUGUGAGAUGUGUGGAAAAGGAUUCAGAACUGCAGGAUCACUGAGUAUACACAAGAGGUUUCAUAAUAAGGAACGACCUUUCAUCUGCAUCCAAUGCAACAAAACAUUCGUGACUAGUUCUCAUCUGCGAGUUCACGACAAAUCUCAUACCGGAGAAAAACCACACAAGUGUAUCAUUUGCUACAAAGCAUUUACGAGGAGUGAGCAUCUGAAGUCCCAUUUGGUAAUUCAUAGCGGUAGGAAACCUUAUCAAUGCAAGCUAUGCCCAAAAAAGUAUACUCAAAGUAGUCACCUGAGAAGACACGCCAAAGCAGUACAUGAAAACAAAGAGGCCAUAGAAAUAUAUGAGAACAAAGAGACCAUAGAAGUAUAUGACAACGAGACCAUAGAAGUACCCAAGAAAGAAGAACAUAUGUUCAUUUAUGAUUGA
This is a messenger RNA of Diabrotica balteata, 1437 nucleotides long. The record is from the annotation of a GenBank genome assembly. NCBI's taxonomy places the organism in Eukaryota, Metazoa, Arthropoda, Insecta, Coleoptera, Chrysomelidae.